Eptesicus fuscus (big brown bat) is the source of this 6163-nucleotide messenger RNA. It is a transcript of the gene ZGRF1, whose product is annotated as zinc finger GRF-type containing 1. The transcript has 26 exons. The record is from RefSeq and is a predicted model, not a curated record. Bases 1 to 5718 code for a protein of 1905 amino acids. Lineage: Eukaryota; Metazoa; Chordata; Mammalia; Chiroptera; Vespertilionidae. Gene Ontology annotation, biological process: double-strand break repair. Gene Ontology annotation, molecular function: helicase activity; zinc ion binding. Gene Ontology annotation, cellular component: nucleus; site of double-strand break.
AUGAAAAGCCAAGAAUUUAUUGUACUGUAUACUCAUCAGAAGACGAAGAAGUCAAAAGUGUGGCAAGAUGGAAUUUUGAAGAUCGCUCACCUAGGAAACAAAGCAAUUUUAUAUGAUGACAAAGGAGAAUGCUUGGAGAGUUUAUUUCUGACGCGUCUUGAGGUAAAACCUGGAGACGACUUAGAAAGUGAGCGAUACUUGAUCACAGUGGAGGAGGCGAGAGCUGCUGGGAGCACAGCUGGUAGCCGGGAGGACAUUCAGGAAGCACGAGGGCCCCGUCCACUGCGGUCCGUGCGCUGCGGCUGGUCCCUUGGGUGUCAGCCUGCCGGUUUGAAAAGGAAGUUUACUGGUUUUCAAGGUCCACGGCGAGAGCCAAAGAAAAUGGUUACUACGGAUAAUGGCGAAUCAGCCGCAUCACUUGAGGCUGCAGCCCCUGGCCCUGCUCUUCUCUCUCCGUCCUCGAGCACGCCUCUGUUUUCUGCUGCUGGCAGGAAGGACGUGAGCAGCCUGCCAGCAGACCGCAGGAGCAUUGUCGUCCGCAGGGACAGCGGGAGGAGUGGCCCGCCGGUGUCUCCCGUUGGCUCUGCCCCCUCCUCCAGGAGUGACCCCGAGAGGCUGAGGGAGGAGGGUCAUCUUUGCUCACCUGUCAGUUCUGCAGUCAAGGCCGCCAUUUCUUUACUGCCUGACGAGCCCACGAAAGGACAUCUCUUGGCACCUCGCUGUUUAGGAGUCACACAAAACAUCAGGAGCAAAGCACAGAUCCUAGCUCUUCUGAAGUCCAAGCCAGCCAGUAUGUCUGAGGAAGUGGACGCUGAGAUGUCAGGACAUGUCCCUCAAGUACAACCACAAGGAAGCUUACAAAUGCCUACUAAACCAAAGUGCUUCGUUGAACAGGGAGCGGGUGCUGCGGGGAGAACAGGAAGCGUACAGCGCCGGCGCCCAUCAGAAAGCACGGGGAGCGGUGACAGCCGGUGGGCCGUGUGCUUAUCCUCACAGCCCUCACCUGCUCCUUCCACCGCCGCUGGAGAUGAGCUAGCAAGGAAGGCCCAGGCUCAGGGAGAUGACGUCAAGUUAAAUCUGAGAGACUUUUGGGGACAAAACAGGAUCCAGUUAUUCGAAACAGGUGUUGAAAAUGUGGAACAGUUCAAUGGAGACAAGCUGAUAGACGAUGCUGAUUCAUCCUGGGAUCAGGAAGUAAAGUUGGAAAUUCCCUCAUUCAGUGAAAGCUUAUCUGUUACCUGUGACAAUUUGGGAAAGGAUGGCUUAGUGUCAGGAUCUGACAUGCAAGGAAAUAUUCAAAUGCCUGUUAAUCAAAAUGACCAGGUGUGCGUAAAAAGAUUCGUUCUUACCAGAGAAAAUGCUCAGGAGAUAGAUACGUGUGGGACGCCAGCAAGGGAGUAUAAACAAGCAUUGUCUCACCUGCCAGAAUCCAAACGUCUACAACUUGAAUCUUCCCGGAGUGACAGCUCUAAGAUCUCUGAAGCCGUCCCUGACACGUUUUCUAGGGCUAAUGCUGACAGUGAAAGUCUUAGUAUUCAUGGACCCGGGAGUAAUGUAACACAGCCAGUUUUGGAGGUAAAUUUUAAUCUGAACAAUUUUGAAACCAGUGACACGGAAGAGGAAUCCCAGCAAAGCAACAAAAUGUCCCAGGACCCUGAGGAUUGGGAAAGGGAGGCCUUGGCUGAUGCCUGCAGUUCAGGGGUGCAGAGGAGAUGUGAGGGUGUGCGCUGUGAGGAGGAUGACGGUGCACCCUUGCCUCUCUUAAUGCCUAUUGGAGGUAAACCUACAGAGCCGUUUCCUACCCCAGAGACCCUGCCGUCACAGCUUUGUGGUACAGCUGGACCCACUGGAGAUGAAGUAGCCGGGCGUAGUGACUCCACUGCAGGGUGGGCCGAUGAUGUGUAUUCAGGUAAUGAAGCUGUUAAUAGCCCUAUCCAAAAGGUCAGAAGUAACUGUGAUUUUGCUUCACUCCCGAAUAAAUCUAAAGGUAUAAAUUCAAAUUUAUAUAUUCCUCAUUUUUUAAACUUAGACCCUAAUCAAACUCCUGAAAGCAACCUAUUUUCAGAACAGACUCAAUCUCAGCCUUUUUUUAUGGGAUGUGACUUAGAUACAAAUGAUGAACAGGUUUUAAUGUCAACAUCUGGCAGUGACGACAGUAUCCCACGAUUAAAUGCCAGUCAGAGUCACUUUGACGAAUGUAUUGCUCUUGAUAAGUCAAACCCCCAAGUUUCCAAUCCUUUGUUUUACCCUCUGGGAAGAAAGCAUUCUAUUUCCAAAGACACAGGAGCACAUAAUCCUGAAUGUGAAGAUUUGGGAGGGAUUCCAAGUUUACCCCAUGACCGUGUUGAAGUAGAUACUGCUGGAGCAAGCAGACAGUACUGGAAUCGUCCUAGGAAUUCUUCAGAACUUUCUGGAUUAGUAAAUAGUAUUUCCCUUUUAAAGUCAUUGUCUGAACACAGUACAGCUUUAGAAGGCUUGGAAGUGUUGAAAAAGAAAAAUUCUGCCUUUAAACAACAAGGAACACUGGAGACACUGCCAGAGAGCAGCCCUGAAGCCGGGAAGCCAUUGAUUCCAGUAGUUUCGCCAGCCAUUCCACAGUUUCCUCAUCUGAACCAGGAUUCUCAACUGUGUUCUGCGCCCAUGAUGGUGAGAGAAAGUGACGUUGACCAAAGUGGACCGCUGCAGUCUCUGCAGCCUGUUGAGUUCCAAGGGCACCAAGUGCAGGGAUCUGCGACCAGUGCUGUGAUGGUCCGAGGGCACUGCCCGCCGCUGGGGUGUAGCCGGCUCCCGGGUCACCCCGAGCACAACAGCUCCACGGCCGACGCCUGUGCUUGGGCAACCGAGCUGCCUCGCACUUGUGCGAAAGUUGACCUCUUGCAGGUGCCCCCGCCAGCACAGGAGAGCUCAGCACCAAGCCCCGCGUCCGCAUUCUCUCUGGGCUCCCGAAACGAGGCCUUCCUGCUAGAAGUCCCCGAGGGGGCCCUGCAAAGGGUGAGAGGCGGGCUCCGGCAGCAGCGGUGGCAGGGCGUGGGCACGCGGGACCUUGUUUGCGGGAGGAAAGCACCGUCUUUGAGGCUGGAGUCUGCGUCCGAGGCCGAGGACGUUCGGGAGGUGCGGGAAGAGGCUGCGAGCGCCGCAGGCUCACAGGAGGUCAGCGUCUCCGAGCUGUGCUUCCCCAGCGGGCGGGAGAUCCGGUCUGCACUUCUUCCCCGAAGGCGCACACGCGUGCCCGCCGCCUUCCAGUCGCCCGCUCACUACCGGCGCGUCUUCACCGCCUGUCUCGUAGAACAUCUGAAUAUACUGCUGUGCGGGCUGGCGCAGAGGCUGCACAAAGCUCUCUCUACAGUCGACAUGUCCUUUUACACAUCGUCACACGGAGAGAGAGGGAGCGCUGUGGGAAACAGAGUGCCAUCCUGCCGCCAUCAGCGGCCCGCGAAGCUCGUCAUGGUGAAGAAGGAGGGUCCCAACAAGGGUCGUCUCUUUUAUGCCUGUGAUGCACCCAGAGCUGACAGGUGUGACUUUUUUAAGUGGUUUGAAGAAGCGACCGCAGGACAUGUCACACAGGAGGACUGUCCACCGGCCCUGGUGCUCAGGGACGGGAAGAGCGUCGGUUCGUACCUCAGGAGCCAGAGCAUCGCCCUCUACGAGGAGUGCCGGCUUUCCGUGAGAAAAGGAUUUGAUUUUCAAAGAAAACAGUGUGGCAAACUAAAGAAGUUGAGGACCGUAAACCCUGAAUUGUACAAUGAACCUAAAAGCAAGCUGUAUCUCAAGCUGAGCCGGAAGGAAAGUUCUUCGGCUUACAGCAAAGACGACCUGUGGGUGGUCUCCAAGACCCUGGACUUCCAGCUGGACACGUUCAUUGCCUGCAGCGCUUUCUUCGGGCCGUCGUCCGCCAACGAGGUGGAGCUGCUUCCUCUGAAAGGCUACUUCCCCUCCCGGUGGCCCACGGACGCAGUCGUCCACGCGCUGUGGGUCUGCAACGCCAGCACCGAGCUGACCACCCUGAGAAACAUGCAGGAGCACUUCAGCCCCGCGACCCUGCCUCUGGCGCAGCACCUGUUGGCCAUGCCUUCGUCAACCACAGUUAGCAAUAAGAGAGGGGAUAAAAGAAAAUUUGUCCCACCAGCCUUCUCAAAUACCAACAUGAACUGUGAGUUGCCCGGCCCAGGAGCAGCCCUGCAGUUAGCCAGUGAGUUCAUCCAGGCACACCAGCUGAACGAGGACCAAGCUUCAGCUCUCACCCAGAUAGCAUGCAUGGUGGCAUCACCUGGGCCUGCCGAGGAAGGGAAGGGGCUGCCCGCCGGCACCCUCCCCAUCACCAUCAUCCACGGAGUUUUUGGAGCAGGAAAGAGCUACUUGCUGGCAGUGGUGAUUCUGUUUUUGGUGCAGCUGUUUGAAAAGAGUGACGCUCCCACCGCAGGAAGUGCACGGCCAUGGAAAGUGCUGGUUUCUUCUUCCACUAACGUAGCUGUGGACAGAGUGCUCCUCGGGCUUCUCAGUCUUGGAUUUGAAAAGUUUGUCAGAGUGGGGAGUGUUAGGAAGAUUGCCAAGCCGGUCCUACCUUACAGCUUGCAUGCUGGCUCAGAAAAUGCCAGUGAGCAAUUGAAGGAACUCCACGCGCUGAUGAAAGAAGACCUGACUCCCAUGGAAAGAGUCUAUGUGAGGAGAAGCAUCGAGCAGCAUAAACUGGGGACCAACAGGACCCUCCUGGGGCAGGUCCGCGUGGUGGGCGCCACCUGCGCAGCCUGCCCGUUCCCCUGCAUGGCCGGCCUGCGGUUCCCCGUGGUGGUGCUGGACGAGAGCAGCCAGAUGACAGAGCCCUCCUCCCUCCUCCCCAUCGCCAGGUUUGGGUGUGAAAAGCUGGUUCUCGUUGGGGAUCCCAAGCAGCUUCCCCCCACCAUCCAGGGAUCGGACGCAGCUCAUAAAAACGGGUUGGAGCAAACUCUGUUUGAUCGACUCUGCUUAAUGGGCCACAAGCCGGUCCUGCUGAGAACCCAGUACCGCUGCCACCCGGCCAUCGCUGCUGUGGCUAACGACCUGUUCUACGGCGGCGGCCUCAGGAACGGCGUCUCGCAGGCUGAGAGGGGCCCGCUGCUCGCCUGGCUGCCCACCCUGUGCUUCUACAACGUCCCGGGGCAGGAGCAGAUGGAAGGAGGUAACAGCUUUCAUAAUGAGGCGGAAGCCGCUUUUACCCUGAUGCUGAUUCGAUCUCUGGUUGCAGGUGGAAUCCCAGGCACCAUGAUCGGGGUGAUAACGCUGUACAAGUCCCAGCUGGGCAAGCUGUGCCACCUGCUCGGGGCCGUGGACCUGGACCGCCCGCACCUCGCGGCCGUGCAGGUGUCCACCGUGGACGCCUUCCAGGGGGCCGAGAAGGAGGUGGUCGUUCUGUCCUGCGUGCGCACCAGGCAGGUGGGCUUCAUCGACUCAGAGCAGCGCAUGAACGUGGCCCUGACCCGAGGGAGGCGGCACCUGCUGAUCGUGGGACACCUGGCCUGCCUGCGGAGGAACCGGCUGUGGGGCCGCGUGAUCCAGCACUGCCAAGGGAGGGAGGACGGGCUGCAGCAGGCCAGCCAGUGCGAGCCGCAGCUGCGGCGGCUCCUGGAGGAGCACGCCGAGAAACGCGCGGGAGAAAAGCAGAGGACAGCCAGCGGGAGAGACAGACGUCAGGAUGCGCCUCGUUCUCCAGCGAAGGGGCCUGGAGUGGGGCCUCUGUGUUAGGGGCACAGGCCCCCGCACACUCGGUUCCUGUUACCCCAGACCCCUCUCAGAAGGACUCAUGCUAUUGGAGUCACACCGGAUAAAUGCACAUAAACACUCCGCACGAGUCCACAGUGCUUACACUGAGAUAAGCUGGUGAUGGUGAUAUAGAAGCUUAUGAGCAUUUUUUUCUAAAAAUUAAGAAUUUGCUUAAAAAUAAGUUUUACACGGGGCAGGGGAAGCCUUCAUGGCUUUUCAGUGUUGCUUCAAAAGUGAGUGAACUGACAAAACCGGUUUGGCUCAGUGGAUAGAGCGUCGGCCUGCGGACUCAAGGGUCCCAGGUUCGAUUCCGGUCAGGGGCGUGUACCUUGGUUGCGGGCACAUCCCCAGUGGGGGGUGUGCAGGAGGCAGCUGGUCGAUGUUUCUCUCUCAUCGAUGUUUCUAACUCUCUGUCCCUCUCUCUUCC